UUUAACAUCCUGUUUUACACCCCUCCCCUCACUGGAAGUAAGCGCCAACCCAGCUGAAAGAUAACUGCCCUAUGCGUUUUUGCACCUCACUCGUAUGUUUCUGUACAGCUGUAAAGGGAUAGGAACUCGCUGGAUGAAUGUUUCAGAGAAUCACUCUGAAGUUAGUAUUGCUUGGCAACUCAGGGAUACUGGUGAGACAUGGAGGGAAGAAUAUGAUUGAACAGGGACAUGCAAAAUGUCUGAAAUGAAAUGAAAAGUGAAGAAAACAUGUGGAAAUAUACUUUCAGUGGGUGGGCAAGUCUGCCUUAAUGAAUCAGUAUGUGAACAAUCGGUUUAGUAGCCUCUACAGAGCCACAAUCGGUGCUGACUUUCUUGUCAAAGAGAUCAAGCUAGAAAACAAACAAGUCAUUGUGCAGAUUUGGGACACAGCUGGAACAGAGCGAUUUCAAUCCCUGGGGGCUGCACUUUACAGAGGCUCAGACUGCUGUUUACUGGUCUUUGAUCUGACAUCUGCUACCUCGUUCAAAGCUGUGGACAUGUGGAAGAAGGAAUUCCUUAUACAAGCCAAACCAUCCGAUCCACAACAUUUUCCAUUUGUUUUGGUGGGAAAUAAGACAGACCUGGAUAGUCGAGAGGUUUAUUCCCGAGUAGUUCAAGAAUGGUGUCAAAAUAACAAUGCACAGUACUUUGAGGUUAGCGCAAAGGAAGCUGUCAAUGUUAAUGAGGCAUUCAUAGCUGCAGUGAAGAUGUCGCUAAAAUAUUGGGACCAGCAUAAAGAAGAAGAAGAGAAAAAAACAGCAGAUUAUAUCCAGCUCGGCUCUGAUAAACAUCCAGACAAAUUCAAAGAGGCUUGUUCCUGCUAACGUCAGUGUAUUCAAAAAUGCAGCACUUGAGACUGCAUGAAGAUAACCCUGUCUGUGACAACUCAUGAAUAAAGGACAAUUAAUGUCAUGGAGCUCCAUUCUACAAAAUGGAGAAUCACAUUAAAUUUACCAGCUUCCCAUCAAAUGUUGUAGAAGUCAUUGGGGUGGGUUUUAAAAGUUUUAAAAUCAAGACCUUGGACUGUCUGAACUCCCAAAAUAGUGUUUUUUUUUAGGGUAGAUGAUAACAUGUUAUAUACAACACGAGUAAAGGACCAGUAUAAUUUAAUUAUUGUAUAAUGGAAGAGUGGUUUCUUAAGGGUCUCACCCAGAUGGAAAGCUCUCCUCCCAUUUACCUUCAUUUGUUGUAGAACACAAAUACUUUAGCCUUGUUACACAGCAGUUUUACAAAUUUGCUCCUGUUCCAGUUCAUUGAAAUAGAUAUUAUUUCAUUAUUUCACUGUAUUUAUUCUUUCCUGUUUCUCAUGGGUGUGUUUUUUUGCAUUGAGCAGUGACAGACAUACUGCUUAAUUGUGCCACGUAAGACAGAACAGCAUUCGUUAAUCACAAGAAGCCUUGAUGUAUCUUGUGAAGACUACUGUUUGUAUAAUCCAACAUUAGACCAGAUUGUAUCAUGAAGAUUGUAUUUCUACAGACUCAGUUCCACAUCCUGUCAUAUUUUCUGUCAGUUUCUGGUGUGCAAGUAAGCAAGUCAGUUGCUUUCUUGUGGUUGCAGCUGCACUAUUCCACAGGAGCCUAAUUUGCUGUCUAGUGUAAUGAGCAUCAUACAAGACACCCUCAUAGUUUAACGCAUAUAAAAUCAACAGGGGGAGUUUAUGUACCAGUUUAUGUAACAUUGGAGUCAUGUGGUAGAAGUAUGCCAAUCUGGCAGUACAUAAGAGUUAUGCCAUUCAUUUAUGAACAUGCAGAGGAUUUCCGGUAUGAUGAAUUAGUUGACUUCCUUCCAGCAUUGCUUUUCUUCAUGCCACUUCUGUCUCUUGAAGAAGAUAGUCACUCUUCAUUUGUCAUUAUGAUUUGUCCUAACUUGGACAUGGUGUAGCUACAGCAUUGCUCAUUCAGCUUUCUACUGCAAUGCUGCAAGUUUUAAACUCUGCUGGCAUAAGUUGGCACUACAAAACUGGAAAAGUUUUGAGAUGGGUCUACAGUCAGUGUGUGUUUGUUAAUGUGUCUAUAUAAAUACCUUUGAAAAACUGUAACAAAAGGCUUUACUGGCUCCUUGCUGCACCAUAACACUAAGACUGACUGGCAUUUAAUGAGCCACAAUUCGCAAUCCCAGUUGCAGCUACUGUUAUUAGUUGUCACCCCAACUUCAGCAUCGAUUGUAACCCCCUGUUUGUGCCUAGGAAUUCUGCCCUCUUCAGGCCAUCCCUAGCUAUGGCUUUGUGUAUACAUAUAUUGUGGAGCAAAACAAGGCAUAAAAGGUACUUUGUGCAAAGAGUAAUGCAUCUCAAAUAAAUGUUAAGUGUAAAACAUGUAUUUCAGAUGCAUAUCUAACCACAUUCUGGGGAAGCCAGAUAAAAAUUAAAAAAAAAAACUGUCUAGUGCUAAUUAGCUCUUUGCAUAAGUGCUACACUUUCCAGAUAGCGCUUUCUUGAAAAUUUUGUUUGAUUAAAUUGCAUUUUCUGUGCAUGCAUGGGUCAUGCCACUUCCAAUUCUAUUUUAAAUUUUUAUUUCCUUCACAAAGAAACCAAAACCUCAUGCAAUAUUAUGAAAUGUUUUCUGAGAUUCCUUUAUUUUUAAUUUACAAUGGCUAUUUUGAUUCUAAUUUAAAAAUUAAACUCGAGGUCAUUCUUUUAUCAAACCAUAUUGUAGGAAGUCAGUGUUAUGCGCCUGAACAUUCUGUAGCAGGUUUUACAGAACUCAUUAGUGUACUUUUUUUUACAUUGACUGUUCUAGUAAUAUGGCAGUUAUAUCUUUUUAAGGCUUAUUACUCCAGUGGAAACAGACUAAAGUGGGACUAAUAUUAAUUCUUUUGUUAGGAACUCAUAACAGUAAACAUAAAAUGAUUACUAAUCAGAUAAAUUAAUUUUUGCUAAGUUUUGCAUUUCUGUAUCAGCGCAACAAGAGUAUAGAUGUAAUUCUAAGAAUAAGGUAUAAAUCUCAGCAACAGAGUGCUUCCACUGUAGCAUAAAUCUCAGUAAUAUAGUAUUGCCAUUGUUUGCCUUCAUAUUAGUAAAUUGUAAAUAAAGUUGUAGAAUACUGUUA
Protopterus annectens (West African lungfish) is the source of this 3086-nucleotide messenger RNA. Its product is annotated as ras-related protein rab7-like. The transcript is spliced from 7 exons. Gene Ontology annotation, molecular function: GTP binding; GTPase activity. NCBI's taxonomy places the organism in Eukaryota, Metazoa, Chordata, Ceratodontiformes, Protopteridae. Gene Ontology annotation, biological process: phagosome-lysosome fusion; endosome to lysosome transport. Gene Ontology annotation, cellular component: lysosome; late endosome; phagocytic vesicle. The record is from RefSeq and is a predicted model, not a curated record. The coding region runs from base 309 to 863 and encodes 184 amino acids.